UCAGAAGUGAAGACAGAUGAGACACCAAAAAAGGAACAAGAAGUAAAGACAGGCGAGGCACUAAAAACAGAGAGAGCUGAAGUAAAGACUGAUGAGACAUUAAAAACAGAACAGGAAGGAAAAACACACGAAUCACCAAAAACAGAAAAAGAAGUAAAGACAGAUGAAUCACCAAAAACAGAACAAGAAGCAAGAACAGCUGAUAAUGUGGAUGUGCCCAAAAGUGAAGAUGUAAUUCCACGGAAAGAAAAGAGCCAAGACAAGGGAGCAAAAACAGAGACAAAUUUAAAAAAAGACCAAACAAAAGAUGAUAGUGAUGAUGAAAAUGAGGAUGAAGAUGAAGAGGAGUUGCCUCCUGGUUUGCUGGAACUUCCGCUGGAAGUGGAAGGAAAGAGAGAAAAGAAGAAGGUUGAGCGGCUGUCAGCAAGUAUGAUUCGGUCACCUCAGGAGAAAAAGAAGUUGGAGAUUGAAGAGGGAUCAGGGAUGAAGCUUGGAGACAUUCCACACGUUGAACACCAGUUGAACAUUACAAAAGCAGCAGAUCUGAAACCCCUACAUCGCGUCUUGUUUCUGCGGGCUGGAGCAAACAAUGAAAUCAAGAAAAACAUCAAACAGUUUAGUGGUUUCACUCACAGUAAAGACUCCAAGGAGCAUGAGAAAAGAGUUGCAAGUUUAAACAAGGUGGUUAUCGCAGAACUGAAAACUAUAUGCUUAGUACUGGGGCUGGAGAGAAGUGGUACAAAAGUCAAUCUUGUUGAUAGAAUCAUGAAUUUCUUGAUGCAGCCGGAAGAUUUGACAGGCAAAAAUAAAGCCAAAAAGAGAUCCAAGUCUGCGAGCGGGAAACAAAAUGCAAAGAAACAGAAAUCAAAGCAGUCAGGAAAGAAAGGAAAGACGGAUAAAGAUGAUAUCUCUGCAGAUGACACUGAUGAAGAUGAAAAGGAAGAUGGAGAGGAAUUGGAAGAAGAAGAGGAGGAAGGGGAGGAAGAAGAGAGUGAAGAUGAGAUUGCAAAGAAGAAAAAGACAAAGAAACACAGUAAAAAGGGCACUACCAAGAAAUCCUCUAAGGAAAAUGAGAAGAAAGAAAAGGAGACGAAGAAGCCAGGUAAACAUCUGGUUGUAGAAAAUGACUCAUUAUCUGAAGAUUCUGAAGGUGAACCAGCAGCCAAGAUAAAGAAGUCGCCUCCAUCUAAUGAGGAAAUUAAAAAGUUAAUCGAGAAGCUUUUGAAUGGUGCAGAUUUGGAAACUGUGACAAUGAAAACAGUGAUGAAACAGGUGUAUGAUAACUACCCAUUGUUUGAUUUAUCUGACCGGAAGGAUUUUAUCAAAGAAACAGUAAGAAAGGGAGUAGUUUCAUAA
Messenger RNA from Candidula unifasciata, 1356 nucleotides. The record is from the annotation of a GenBank genome assembly. NCBI's taxonomy places the organism in Eukaryota, Metazoa, Mollusca, Gastropoda, Stylommatophora, Geomitridae.